Molecule: messenger RNA, 795 nt
Organism: Emys orbicularis (European pond turtle)
Lineage: Eukaryota; Metazoa; Chordata; Testudines; Emydidae
Product: carbonic anhydrase 3-like
Exons: 7
Coding region: 1-795 (264 amino acids)
Cellular component (GO): cytosol
Molecular function (GO): zinc ion binding; carbonate dehydratase activity
Source: RefSeq, a predicted model, not a curated record
AUGGCCCAGCAAUCGUGUCAGUGGGGCUAUGACAGUGACAACGGACCUGAGCACUGGCACAAAUAUUACCCUAUUGCCAAAGGAGACCAUCAGUCACCUAUUGAAAUCAAUUCCAAAGAGGUCCAGCAUGACCCCUCUUUACCGCCUUGGUUUGUUGGUUAUGAUCCCGGUGCAGCGAAGACCAUACUGAACAAUGGGAGAACCUGCAGAGUUGUGUUUGAUGACACUUUUGAUAGAUCAGUGCUGCGAGGUGGACCACUCCCAGGAACCUACAGGCUGCGGCAGUUCCACUUUCAUUGGGGUUCGUCUGAUGACCAUGGCUCUGAGCACAUUGUAGAUGGAGUGAAAUAUGCAGCAGAGCUUCAUAUGGUACACUGGAAUCCGAAAUAUAGUAAUUUUGCUGAAGCUUUGAAACAAGCUGAUGGCGUGGCUGUUGUGGGCAUUUUUCUGAAAGUAGGAAAAACUCCCAAACCAGAGAUGAAGAGAAUUCUUGAAGAAAUAGAUAAUAUUAAGACAAAGGGGAAAGAGGCUCCUUUUUCAAACUUUGAUCCAUCAAUUCUUUUCCCUAAAUCUCGGGACUAUUGGACCUACCAUGGCUCCUUCACUACACCUCCUUGUGAAGAGUGCAUUACCUGGAUUCUUCUGAGGGAGCCUAUUGAAGUCAGCCCAGACCAGAUGGCAAAGCUCCGUAGCCUUUCCAUCAAUGCUGAGACAGAACCUGCUCGCCCCAUGGUGGAUAACUGGCGCCCUCCUCAGCCUGUGAAGGGAAGGGUGGUGAAAGCCUCUUUCCAAUAA